CGUUUACCCAACUGCCGGAUUGACCUAUCUCGAAGCUCAAACGCCAAGAGGAAGAUAGUGGGGGAAAGGAGACUUGCCCUGAUACUACAACUCGAUCGAAGAUUCUUGCGAACACCGAUCAACCCAAAGCAAAGCUUUCCUACUUUACGCUUAUCUGAGAUCCAAUCCAGCCAUUCUGUUCAUAGACCUCAUCUCUUCAUGAAGUGAAACAUCAACAUCAACGCGUGGCUAAAUUCAUCAAUCCGCUCAUUUUUCUAAUUCAGCAUAUUACUUUACAGAUUAAUAUCAGGCCACUUCGCGUGAACCUUUGAUUAGAACAUGGCGCCAACCCCUGCUGCACCCCGCACCCCUGGUCGGUCUCCGCCCCCUGACACCCUCCCAGCUGCCGGCGAAAAUGGAAACUCGAACAAUGCUCAAGCAAAUGCAACCCGCCGUACUUCGCUGGGAUUUCUGCGUCGUGCAAAGUCUUCGGAGAAGGCCAAGGAGGAGCAGCUGCGUCGCCAACGCGAGGCCGCCAUAUCGAAAUUUGCACCCCAAUUGCCGGAUAUCGCACCUCCUCCCCAGCUCAACACAUUUGGUGGUGAGAACGUUCGCUCCAACUUGUCAGGUCGCGCAGGGUCAUAUGAGCCUCUCUCGGCCCAGAGCCACCCGCCUGUCCCACCGAUUCCAUUCGUCGACGUAUACGGAAAAGCCGAAAGUAUGGCGCACCGUGGUCGUUAUAGCUAUGCCAGCAGUGCCGUUAGCACCAUUAAUAGCCCGAGAAGAGUAAGGAGACGAAAGGAUCCGACACCAUACAACAUCCUCGUGAUCGGGACUAGAAACUCAGGCAAGACAUCUUUCGUCAACUUUUUAAGAAAAGCUCUAGCUCUACCACCGAAUAAACGCCCAACCCGCAACCCUGAAGAGAUGGAUGACCUACCCCAGGCACCACCAAACGGUUAUUUCACUUGCCAUUAUCUUGAAACAGAAAUCGAUAGUGAACGGGUCGGCCUGACAUUGUGGGACUCUCAGGGUCUCGAAAGAAGCAUUGUGGACCUUCAGUUAAGAGAAAUCACUGGUUUCUUGGAGAGCAAGUUUGAGGACAGUUUUACCGAAGAGAUGAAAGUCAUACGAUCACCAGGAGUCCGUGAUACGCAUAUUCACUGUGCCUUCCUCAUCCUGGACCCAGCACGGCUUGAUGAAAACAUUGCUGCUGCCCAAAAAGCUGCCGGAGGAGAUUCUAGUGGGUCUGCAAUUCGGGUGGUUGGUGGUCUGGAUGAAGACCUUGACCUGCAGGUUCUUCGUACCAUGCAAGGCAAAACCACCGUGGUACCUGUCAUCAGCAAGGCCGAUACUGUUACAACUGCCCACAUGGCAUUCUUGAAGAAGACUGUGUGGGAUAGCUUGAAGAAGGCCAACAUCGACCCGUUGGAAGUACUCACUCUCGAAGAACACGACGACGACUACUCCAGCUCCCUCGAUCACUUCGAUGAAAAGGAGGAAGAUGAAUUGCGCGAGGCAAAAGAUGAUGCGAACCGCCGCACACCCGAUUCAGAAACCGUCCCGGAUGAUCCUAACAAUCCAGUCCCACCACCCGCCGCACCAUCCGCGGCAGAAAGGUCUUUGGAGAAGCAGCGGAAGCGCAGCUCAUCCUCGAGCAUGUUAAGUGGAGGCUCGAACGCCGAGCCUUUUAUUCCACUUUCGAUUCUCUCCCCUGACCCGCACAGUUUAGAGUCUAAAGACGGACCGAUCGGACGCAAGUUUCCUUGGGGAUUCGCUGAUCCAUAUGACCCAGAGCACUGUGAUUUUCUAAAGCUAAAGGAUACAGUCUUUGGAGAGUGGCGUGGUGAACUCCGUGAAGCCAGCCGUGAGGUUUGGUAUGAGAGAUGGAGAACUAUCCGCCUGAAGCGAAAUGGUAGUUAUGGGAACGGUCAGGCUUGACAGUUUGAUGAUGUCCAAUAUUAACCUAGCUCAUGAGCUGAUACUGUCCUGCCAUCUUCUUGUCUUCAGAUCCUAUUGUCCAGGAAUGGGCAUUUGGUUCCAUUUGUUAUGGAGAUGUGAGGCAAUGUGCAUUUUGCUACUUUGCAUGUUUCUGCUUUCUCUUCUUCCGAUGUCUUAUAUUCAAAACCUUUUCCUUGUGCUUUUCUGCUGGUGUGGAGGAUACCCUCUGUGUGCCUGGCUUUUUUUUUUUUGGUGUGAAUGCUGAUGUGGCAAAAAUUGUUCAGUUCAAGAACCUUUUCUUUUCUAUCCUCCACUAUUUUCCUCUCACACUUUGUCGGCUAUGAAAAUGCCUGGCUCGAUCAAACCUCCCUGUCUGUCUUCACGACUUUUUUUUUCAUACAUCCCAUUUGUGACUUGUUCUUUUCUGAGUAUCUUUUUUUUUCUUUUCUUUUCUUUUCUUUUGUUUUUUUCUCUUCUCAUACCCCCUUUUUUUUCAAAGCUUUAUGUUCAAUGCCUCCUUUGAUACACACAUUCUACUCGGGAUGAUUUUUUUUGUGUAGAGUAUUAAACAAGAUACUGCUGCUGGAUGA
Coccidioides immitis RS is the source of this 2510-nucleotide messenger RNA. Its product is annotated as cell division protein Sep4a. Gene Ontology annotation, cellular component: septin complex; cytosol; septin ring. The record is from RefSeq and is a predicted model, not a curated record. Gene Ontology annotation, molecular function: GTPase activity; GTP binding; molecular adaptor activity. Lineage: Eukaryota; Fungi; Ascomycota; Eurotiomycetes; Onygenales; Onygenaceae. The coding region runs from base 319 to 1920 and encodes 533 amino acids. Gene Ontology annotation, biological process: cytoskeleton-dependent cytokinesis. The transcript is spliced from 4 exons.